This is a messenger RNA of Actinia tenebrosa (Australian red waratah sea anemone), 3223 nucleotides long. RefSeq lists its product as uncharacterized. Gene Ontology annotation, biological process: action potential; potassium ion transmembrane transport. Gene Ontology annotation, cellular component: membrane; voltage-gated potassium channel complex. The record is from RefSeq and is a predicted model, not a curated record. NCBI's taxonomy places the organism in Eukaryota, Metazoa, Cnidaria, Anthozoa, Actiniaria, Actiniidae. Gene Ontology annotation, molecular function: delayed rectifier potassium channel activity.
UCUCGACGAAAAACGAACUCCGAAAGAUUACGACUGAGCUGUCAUGACUCACUAGAUUUAUCUAUUCCCGUCAUCAAGAUCGAGUAUUCCCAACAUUAUCAGUUGUUCAAGUUCGACGUAAGUCAGAUGGUUCACUGAACAACGCAUGGUCCUCUUUUAUAACGGCCUGAAUUAGCUUAUGCCAUUUCAUGCUAAGUUGACUUUACCACUGGUCGAAAUGAAUGGUACAAGCGGAUUGCUCUUGCCUCUCGUGUGACAGGGAAAAAAAUUGGCUUCUUUUAGUUUUGCUUUCUAAACAACAUUCAUCCUGCGAAUAAUCCUAUAUGAAUCGAUUAGUGAGCUUGUACAAGAAUUCGAAAUUCAGGUCUCGAAAACGAAGCAAGUGAUCUAAGCCAGGUUUUUUUCGUAGUCCUACUCAGACUGAAGCUAAAGAUUUCCUGCUACACAGUGAUCAGCCCACAAACAUGAUUUUGUUUCGAAAAAAAGUUUUUCAUGUCGGGAUUACUUUCGCUGUGACUUUAAUAACUAACUUAAUUAUUUUCGCGUCGUCUCGAAUGAAUGAAACGAAUAUUACAACUACAGCAACUCCAGACAACUCGUCGACAACUACGUCUCCAUCAAAGCUUCCUCAACCACCAUUGGCUCGAAGCUGUAUCGACAAGAAAGUCUUGAACGUUUGUUGGUUAAAAACUCCACCUUAUAUUUUUGAUAGACCAAGUAACAAAAGCAUCGUUGAAGGAAUACUAUCAGAUGCAAUACUCGAAGGUUUUACGAAAUGUGAAUGUCAAGUAAAUCUCAACUAUUCUAUACAGGUCUAUGAGGAAGAAGACUUAAUCAACUGUUCUAAAAAUAAAGACAUUGACAUAGUUUUACCGUUUCCACAAAGAGGAAUUAGAAACAAUAACUGGUUUUUCAAAGUCGUCGAUUCAGCUGCAAUAUACUUACUAUUGAAUCGCAAGAAAAUCGAAUCUCAAGCCAAGGCAAAUAUCAUUUAUGAAUUUUCACAAGUUUGGACGCUUGCAGUCCUGACGAUCCUACUGGCAGCGAUUUUUGGCAUCGUCGUUUGGUCUCUGGAUGCAGCAUGGAAUCGCAAACAGUUUCCACCUACGUUUUGCCCUGGGGCAUUGGAAGGCGUUUGGUGGUCGUUUGUUACCUUGACAACAGUUGGAUAUGGGGAUAAGACACCGAAAUUCCCGUUGGCCAGGAUCUUCGCCAUAUUAUGGAUGUUUGUAGGAAUGUGCAUGGUGUCAUUAUUAACAGCUACACUCACCAAAACUCUGACAACUGGUUUGGUUGAAAACCGGCGUGAGUUUCACGGUCUUAAGAUUGGAGUAUUAAAAAGCAGCCACACAUACGACGAGGCCGUUAAAAAGGGAGCAAAAACACAGAAAUACCUGGACUUGAAAUCCAUGUACACUGCUUUAAACAACGAUGAAAUACAAGGCAUCCUGGUGGAUAUAUUCGUGGCCACAUACGUUAGAAAUAACCUGAACGUAUUUGGCUUUCAGGAUAAUAUAUUCGUUGCACAGUCGUACGACAUUCAAUACUCGAUUGGGGUUUACUUUGGUUACGGGAUGGCUAUGUACGAGGAUUCUAAACCGUUCAGUAUACUGACCGACUGUUUAAGAUCGAUGUUUGAAAAUGCGAAUAGACGCAUCGAUGUAUUUUCUAUCGUAGAGAAAUACAUUCAGUCUCAGGAAAUUGUGGAGAAAUCGAAGGUCUAUGAUGAAUUCAAAAUCGAAAUCAAUCUAUUCUCACCGACAUCUGAUAUCUUUCUCAUGGGGCUGAGGACACUCUGCAUCAUUCUUGGCAUUUUGGUGUUUUUCGGAAUCAUAUGGGAGAUCGUUCGCUGUCGGUGGAGAAAAACUAUUUUUCUUCCAAAAACGCACGCAGAGAGCAUUGCUAUGUCUGGACACCAGAAAAUGACAGCUGAAAACAUCAACAAAUUAGUCAAAAAGUUAGAUGAAGUAGAACGAGCUCUCGGUAAAGUCAUGGAGUUUAGAGAAAUUUAUGAGCAUUGCAAAAUAGAUAUUCAGAGAUACGACUCUGGUAUAGCUAAUGGAAACCCUCACGGGAUAUCCGGGACACCGAACAGUGGCUAUAGCAAUAAUGCUUAAAAAGCGAAGAACUUGAAAGAUGAUUUCAGUCAUUCACAUAUGCGGACGUUUUCUAGACACCUCUUAACUGAGAACGGCCCAAGGAAAGUAAAAUAUACGUUCUUAGAUGCACUGUGCAGAGGUUCUAGAAAAUAGUUUUUGAAUGUUGAAUGCAUGUUGUUUGUGGAUUAAAAUAACUUUUAUCUUGUUCAACCUUCGACUUUGCACUUCAUGAAAGCCACCAAGAAUCCUAAGGAGAGCAAGUUUAAAGCAAGAAAGACGUUCCUAGAUGCAGAGGUUCUAGGAAAUAGUUUUUGAAUUUUGAAGCCAUGCGGCUGAUGGAUGUAGUUUGUGGAUAUCUUUUUCGAUCUCGGUUUUGCACCAAGGAUACUAAGAAGAACAAGUUCGAAGCAAAAAUGACGUUAUCAGAUGCAGAGGUUAUAUAAUGUAGCUUGUGAAGGUGGAAGACAUGGAUGUACUUUCGUAGAUUAAAUUAAAUUUUAUUUAGAUUGACCUUUGCACCUCGUGCAAGACUUAUGUAUGAUGUACAUGAGGCCCGAAUUGCAAUAUGGACCCGGUGUGAAUGCGAUAAGCAAAAGGUCACAUUGCAACAAUAUGGAAUUUUCUCAAACUUUGUCUGAAUCGUUCAGUAUCCGGCAUAUUUUCUUGUGCUGACAUUAUUUAAAUAUCAAUGCAAUAUAUAUUUCAAGCUUAGUAAGCAACAUGCAACAUUCACCAUACUUUUUUGAAAUAGCUGUUUAUAGGAUUAGCUCAGUAAAGGCCUUUUGAUAUCUAGUAAAAAUAAUUACGCGAUCGUGUGCAGUAAGCAAAGCACAUGGGUUUUGACAGAACACAAGACAAGUGUUUGGUGUUCUGCUAAUCCCCAAGUGCUUUAUAACUGCACAUAUACCUUAGACUGCGGGCAGUCCCACUUUUUCCUCCAUACUCAGUAAAGAAAGAUUCAGGAUUGCUUUGGACGCGCGCGGAGACAGAAGCCUAAAACAAUUGUCUUUAAACUGAGUCUGGAGGGAAUAGUGAGACUGCCAGCAGUCUACGUAUACAUCACAGCAAGCAUUUUUUUCUUUUAAAACAUACAAAUUACAAUAUAAACACCACAAUGAUGCGCC